Bubalus bubalis (water buffalo) is the source of this 3790-nucleotide messenger RNA. It is a transcript of the gene ROBO4, whose product is annotated as roundabout guidance receptor 4. The transcript has 18 exons. Lineage: Eukaryota; Metazoa; Chordata; Mammalia; Artiodactyla; Bovidae. Gene Ontology annotation, molecular function: protein binding. Gene Ontology annotation, biological process: axon guidance; cell-cell adhesion. Gene Ontology annotation, cellular component: axon; plasma membrane. The record is from RefSeq and is a predicted model, not a curated record. Bases 117 to 3128 code for a protein of 1003 amino acids.
AGUCUCGGUCACAAACAACCACCACCAGCCCGCCCCGCCCCUCCUUCCCCUGCCGCUGUGAGCUCAGAGCAGUAGGGCCAAGUGCUGCGGACCAGGUCAGAGCCCCGCGAGCAGCCAUGGGCGCUGAAGGAGCACGCCUCCUCGGGGUCCACUGGGCCCUGCCUCUCCUGCUCCUCACGGGAAGCAUGGCCCAGGAUUUCCCACCCCAGAUCCUAGUCCAUCCCGAGGACCAGCUGUUCCAGGGCCCCGACCCAGCCAAGAUGAGCUGUCGGGCCUCAGGUCAGCCACCUCCCACCAUCCGCUGGCUGCUGGACGGGCACCCACUGAGCAUGGUGCCCCCAGACGUUCACCACCUCCUCCCUGACGGAACCCUCCUGCUGCUACGGCCCCCUCCCCGGGGACGUGCCCACAACGACCACACCCGAUCCACAGACCUGGGAGUCUACACCUGUGAGGCCAGCAACCGGCUGGGCACAGCAGUCAGCCGGGGAGCGCGGCUGUCCAUGGCUGUCCUCCAGGAGGAUUUCCAGGUCCAGCCUCGGGACACAGUGGCUGCAGUGGGUGAGCAGGUGCUUCUGCAGUGCGAGCCGCCCUGGGGCCACCCAGAGCCCACUGUCUCAUGGUGGAAGGAUGAGAAACCCCUGGCCCUGCAGUCAGGGCGGCACUCGGUGUCCCAAGGCUCCCUGCUGAUGGCAAGAGCAGAGAAGAGUGAUGCGGGGACCUACAUGUGUAUGGCCACCAACAGUGCAGGACAACGGAAGAGCCGGGUGGCUAGGGUGUCCAUCCAGGAGCCCCGGGACUACAAGGAGCCCCUGGAGCUUCUGGCUGUGCACAUUCAGCUGGAAAAUGUGACCCUGCUGAACCCAGACCCCAAGAAGGGCACCAAGCCUGGGCCAGCUGUAUGGCUCAGCUGGAAGGUGAGCGGCCCCGCUGCACCUGCUCAGUCCUACACGGCCCUGUUCAGGACCCAGGCUGCCCCUGGGGGCCAGGGAGCCCCGUGGGCAGAGGCCCUGCUGGCUGGCUGGCAGAGCGCAGAGCUUGGGGGCCUCCACUGGGGCCAAGACUACGAGUUCAAAGUGAGACCGUCCUCCGGCCGCGCUCAGGGCCCCGACAGCAACGUGCUGCUCCUGAGGCUGCCUGAACAAGUGCCCAGUGCUCCUCCCCAGGAGGUGACCCUAAAACCUGGCAACAAAACUAUCCUUGUGAGCUGGAACCCACCACCUGCUGAAAACCACAAUGGCAUCAUCCGUGGCUACCAGGUCUGGAGCCUGGGCAACACCUCAUUGCCCCCAGCCAACUGGACUGUGGUGGGUGAGCAGACCCAGCUGGAGAUUGCCACGCGCAUGUCAGGUUCCUACUGCGUGCAAGUGGCUGCAGUCACUGGCGCAGGCGCUGGGCAGCCCAGCAGCCCUGUCUGCCUCCUAUUAGAGCAGGCCAUGGAGCGAGCUGCCCAGCAACCCAGUGUGCACAGCCCAUGGACCCUGGAGCAGCUGUGGGCAGCCUUGAAGCGGCCAGAGGUCAUUGCCAGCGGGGGUGUCGUGCUGUGGCUGCUGCUGCUGGGCAUUGCCGUGUGCAUCCACCGCCGGCGUCAAGCUGGGGUGCGCCUGGGCCCAGGUCUGUACAGGUACACCAGUGAGGAUGCCAUCUUAAAACACAGGAUGGAUCACAGCGACUCCCCCUGGCUGGCGGACACAUGGCGCUCCACCUCCGGCUCCCGAGACCUCAGCAGCAGCAGCAGCCUCAGCAGUCGGCUGGGAGUGGACCCCCGGGACCCGCUAGACGGUCGCCGCUCUUUGAUCUCCUGGGAUCCCCGAAGCCCUGGGGUGCCCCUUCUUCCUGACACCAGCACCUUCUAUGGCUCCCUCAUUGCUGAGGGGCCUUCCAGCCCCCCAGCCCGGCCAAGCCCCCAGGCCCCAGCUGCCAGGCGGCUCACACCCCAGCUGGCCCAGCUCUCCAGCCCCUGGCCCAGUUCAGACAGCCUCUGUGGCCGCCGGGGCCUCUCUUCCCCGCGCUUGUCUCUGGCCCCUGCAGAGGCCUGGAAGGCCAGAAAGAAGCAGGAGUUGCACCAGGCCAACAGCUCCCCACUGCUCCGGGCCAGCCACCCCGCGGAGCUCUGGGCCGGCGAGUUGGGCAACAGAGGCUCCAAGAACUUUUCCCAAAGCCCAGGAGCUGUGCCCCGUGCUCUAGUGGCCUGGCGGGCGCUGGGACCACAGCUCCUCAGCUCCUCCAGUGAGCUGAUGACUCGUCCUUUGCCCCCAGUACCCCUCGCUCCCCGUGGAUCCCCCACUCAGAGUCAACAGACCCAGCACUCGGGGGAGCCCCCAGCCCCCACCUCCCCUCCACCGCCAGCAGCCCCCAUCCCCGCCCUCAUUCCCUCUGGUACCCUCCACAUCUCCAGCCCCCAGGCCUCUUCCCUCUCUGGUCCCAGCCCAGCAUCCAGCCGCCUGUCUAGCUCGUCGCUGUCGUCCCUGGGGGAGGAUCAGGACAGCGUGCUGACCCCUGAGGAGGUGGCCCUGUGCCUGGAGCUCAGUGAGGGUGAGGAGACCCCCAGGAACAGUGUCUCUCCGAUGCCAAGGGCGCCUUCCCCUCCCAUCACCUAUGGCUACAUCAGCGUCCCCACGGCCUCAGACCUAGCAGACAUGGGCAGGCCUGGAGGAGGGGUGGGGUCCGAGGUGAGGGGCUUGCUGUGCCCACCUCGGCCCUGCCUCACGCCCACCCCCAGUGAGGGCUCCUUGGCCAAUGGCUGGGGCUCAGCCUCAGAGGACAACGGCCCCAGCGCCAGAGCCAGCCUGGUCAGCUCCUCCGAUGGCUCCUUCCUUGCUGAUGCCCACUUUGCCCGGGCCCUGGCCGUGGCUGCGGACAGCUUUGGCUUUGGUCUGGAGCCGAGGGAGGCAGACUGCGUCUUCACGGAUGCUUCGUCACCUCCCUCCCCCCGGGACGACCUCUCUCUGACUUCCACCCUUUCCCUGACCCCGUGGGAGUGGAGGUCAGACUGGUUGGAGGACAUUGAGAAAAAUCCCACCCAGUGGCUGGGAAGGGGGCUGCCUCCCUGGCUGCCUGAAUCUCGGAUCUCUUCCCAGAAAAGUCAGCUCAGCUCUCCUAUGCCCAAAGCUGGCGACUCCUCCUGAGCUGACCGCCCGACUGCCAAGAUGAGAACCAGACCUUCCUCUCCCAUCAGCCACUGGCCAGGGCUAUGGACUGCGGCUCUUGGCCUGUGCUUCGCUGCAGUUGGGGGGUCCACCUUGCCUGGCUUCUGGCAUUCUCCCUUCCGGAUUGUGGGAACAAAUGAAAGCAAAACAAAACAAGAACAAAGCAGACCUGCAGCCUCCAGGAGCAAAAUGUCAUCUCUACCUGGCUUGCAGCCCUUGCCUUUCCCUCUGUUCCAUCCAUGCCCACAGUCAGGUCAUUUUAGCCUGAGAGGCAGCCCUAAAUCCUGUGUGUUCCCCGCCCCACCCCUGCCUGGGUCACAGGAAGUGGGGGAGCCAGACGUCUUCCUGGAGGACAACACUGGCUCACGGGAAAGGACUGUGGAGCAGGGAGCGUCUCAGGGCCUCCUCUCAGCCUUUUCCGGUCCAUUCCCGGUCUCGCCCCAACCACACUGUGAAGGGACAUAAAGAGGGGCUCCACUGAGGCAGUGAGGCCCGGCCUCGGCACCAAGGCAAAGGGUUCAAGAUGAAUCGAGGGAGGAAGCUGAAGUGGGACAAAUGUGGGACAAAUGCACCCUCCUGAUACUGUUCUCACUAUGAGUUGUCACUGAGGAAUUUGAUACCAUAAAGCUUCGAUGACUUGA